Molecule: messenger RNA, 807 nt
Organism: Anopheles marshallii
Lineage: Eukaryota; Metazoa; Arthropoda; Insecta; Diptera; Culicidae
Exons: 4
Coding region: 1-807 (268 amino acids)
Source: RefSeq, a predicted model, not a curated record
AUGAAGAAACUAUUGUUGUUCCUCUUACUGACCUAUUUAUGCUCUGCCGCUCUCUCUGCCAGCAUACUCGAUUAUCUUGCGCUCGUAACCGACGAUGCGGGCGCCAAAGAGGAGGAAGUCGAUUCGAGCAACUGCCUGUGUAAUGGGCCGUCCUGUCUCUGCUGCAUCGACUUCAACAUGACCCUCAUCGAUCUCGGUGGUCUUGGCUGCGUUCGGCUAAAGUAUCUUUCCGCCGACGAGGGUAUCGCGCUGAAUAUAUCCUACGGCGAUAGCGUACUGCUCAGCCAGCGCGUGAAGGGCCCGGAUCCGCCACCGACGUGCCUGAAUGUGUUUUCCAGCCUGGCGCAAAUGUGUGCCCGCUUCAGCGAGUUGCUGCCAACGGACGAAGGACUGCGCGGAUGCCUCCAGCUCGAACCGAUGCUGCUCGGUGACGUGCAGAUGGAGCUGCCGCUUGGUUGCUUGCGGAUGGGACCGAAAGGCAUGGAGGUGAUUAAAUCAGCCGAGGAGCAGAUUAAGGAACAAAUUCCUAGCGAAAGUGAGGAAAACACAUCCGCUCCGGUAGCAACAGCGGAAGAGAAACCGGCAACCGGCAACAGUACUUCCGCACUGUCGCUACUGGACAAUCUUUCCACCGCCGACAUUCUGGCGGCAGUGAGCGAAUCGACGGACGAAGGCAUUGCGAUGAUUUCGAACUGGCUCGGUCUGUCGGUGAAUCGCGUACAGAAACCGGCCGAAGGUGCAACGGAACCGGAAACAACCCCUGCCGCCGAGGGCGAAAGUGAUAAGAAGGAAGAGGAGGAAGAGUAA